Molecule: messenger RNA, 1716 nt
Organism: Acanthosepion pharaonis
Lineage: Eukaryota; Metazoa; Mollusca; Cephalopoda; Sepiida; Sepiidae
Source: the annotation of a GenBank genome assembly
AUGUCGUAUGUUGAGAGUGAAGCAAACAGUGAGUUGUUCACCAACUGCCAUGCCAAAUCCAUCCUCACCACAAUGAACAUGCUUCGUAAAACACAUACAUUGUGUGAUGUCACUUUGCAUGUUGACAGUGUGGACUUCCCUGCUCACAGAAUUGUACUCGCAGCCUGCAGUGAUUACUUCUGUGCCAUGUUCACUAAUGAGAUGUGUGAAAAACGAGAGUCAACCAUCCAUAUCCAGGGCAUCUCAGCUGCAGUAAUGCAAAUCUUGCUUGAUUUCAUUUAUACAGAAACAGUCAACGUUAAUGUUGGAAAUGUGCAGGAAUUAUUGCCGGCUGCUUGUUUGCUUCAGCUCACCGGUGUCAAAAAAGCCUGCAGUGCCUUUCUUGAGAAACAACUGGAUCCAACCAAUUGUUUGGGAAUUAAGAUUUUUGCUGAGAGCCAUGGCUGCGUGACAUUAUCGAAUGCUGCAGAGAAAUACAGCGUACAGGUUUUUGAUGAGAUCAUUGAAAAUGAAGAAUUCAAACUUUUGCCAGUUGAAGAAGUUGAACGUCUAAUUCGAAGUGAUGACAUCCAGGUGACAUCGGAAGAGCCUGUGUUUGAGGCAGUUAUCAAGUGGGUGAAAGCUGACCCCGAGAACCGAAAAAAUAUGCUUGCCCGGCUUCUGCAAUAUGUUCGACUGCCUCUACUUUCUGCCAAGUACAUCACAGACAAAAUUGAUACAGAGCCAUUGGUACGUCGAUGUCAUGAAUGUCGUGAUCUUGUGGAUGAAGCUAAAAAAUUUCACCUUCGGCCUGACCUCAGAAGUUGCAUGUAUGGGCUCAGGACUCAGCCACGUUAUGGAAGCGGUGAUGUUCUUGUAAUCCUUGGUGGCUUUGGCUCACAUCAGAAUCUUGUUGACACAGUGGAAAUGUAUGAUCCAAAGAUUUCCAAAUGGAAAUGUCUACCAAAUUUAAUGAAGCCUCGACGUUAUGUAUCUUCUGCCUCUUUAAAUGGUAAAAUAUAUGUGAUUGGUGGAUAUGAUGGCCAGACUCGCCUGAACUCUGUGGAAUGCUUGGAUCUGACAAGUGAUGAGCCUGUUUGGCAGAAUGUGGCUCCAAUGAAUCAACAUCGGGGACUGGCUGGGGCCUGUGUCCACAAAGGUCGAAUUUAUGUUUGUGGUGGAUUUGAUGGCUAUACUCGUCAUACAAGUAUGGAAUCCUACAAUCCAGUCCUUGAUCAGUGGCAGCUUUUGAGUGGGAUGGCUGUUGGUCGUGAAGGUGCUGGCCUUGUUGUGGCCCGUGAUAAGAUUUACUGUAUUGGGGGAUAUGAUGGGGUCAAUCUGCUGGACUCUGGGGAAUGCUAUGAUCCAGAAACUGAACACUGGUCAGCCAUUGUUCCCAUGUCAACACGACGGUCAGGGGCUGGUGUAGCAGUUGUGAAUGAUCAGAUCUAUGUAUGUGGAGGCUAUGAUGGUAACAAUCAUCUGUCCAGUGUCGAAAGCUACAACAUUCACACUGCCCAUUGGACCACUGUGCAGAAUAUGACAGUCCCAAGAUGUUAUGUCGGAGCCUGUGUACUUAGAGGAAAACUAGUUGUCGUGGCAGGGUAUGAUGGUAAUACACUUCUUGAUUCUGCAGAAAGUUUUGACCCUUUGAAGAAAAUGUGGGAGCCUCUCGAGGAGGACAUGUCCAUUCAGCGCUGUGAUGCAGGGGUUACAGUGGCUUGCCUCCGUUGCUGA